AAAAGGAAAAAGGUCGUGUAUCUGGGAUCCUCCGUUGAAAUCCUUCAAACCAGCACGAGGGAAGGACAGAUAAUAAAUUAACCAUCAAGCUGUGAGUGAUUUUAUGUCGGUGCCGUUACCGUCCGGUCUGCACGGACCCCGGUCUGCACCUCUCAUCAGGUCCUUUAAUGUGAGGAGCAGCGAGCCUUCAACCUGCUGCCUGAACGUGGAUCCACACCGAGCCCUCUUCUCUCUGAGGGGAUGGAGGUGAAAGCCUGAAAGUAACUCUGAAUGCUGGAGUGCUGGAUGCAGGGUCUGGUGGAGCGGCUGUGUUUAAAGACGAGCUCAAGGUCACGUCUGUCUGGCUCUGGAAACUCCAGACAGAUCGCUGCCCGGAGAGGAGACUGAGAAGAGGAAGCCGGGCACUUUGGGAUCUGACCAGUGACCUGCAGGGGGAGAGAAGCAGCGUAGAGGCUUGAUUAAAAUGGGGCUGCAGAUCUUGGUACCUGCUGACAGUGUGUCUGAGGGCCGCUCGCUCAGCCAACAGCCAUGCCAGACGUAAAGCCUCCACCACCAUGUGACUACCCCUCCACCUCCUCUGUUGCGGACUCCGUCGGCUCUCCUGCUGGCUGCGCCUCCCCCUUCGACCUCCUCAUAGACAUGGAGCCCUGCAUCGCCAACCUCCCUCUGUCCCCCGACCCCUUGUCCUCCUUCCACCGACACAGACCCAGCUUCCCUUUCUACCCAGGCUCCCACGGGCCUCCCUUCCCUCUCAUGGCCAGGUGUAACAGCAGCACCCUGCUCACAAACCUGGGGCUGAGGUACUGCUCCAACAGGCAGGGCCCUUUGGGGAUGGGGCCAGGUCAGGGGCCGGGCCCGGGCUCCUGCAACUACACAGGAAGCAACAGGCCUUACAGGAGUAUGGAGAACCUGAACUGGAACAAUGUGGCAGAUUCUGGUCUGUGUGCUUUCAGUGCUGCCCCCUACAGGAGCAUGGAUGGUGAGUUUAUUUUACGAUACACCUCCACUAGCCACUGGUAUGAUGGGCCACCAGAUGGAUCUAUGGUGGGGGCCCACGGACUGGUACCCAACCAAGAGAGCCUGGCGUUUUACCCUCGACAUGGGCUUCCCAGGAAGGACCUACCGCUCUUCCCUCAGGUGCUGUUUCCAGGUGCCGUCGACGAAUGGGAUGUGAGGAAAGGCCUGAGGGAGAAGCUCCGCCUCCAGAGUGCGAGGUCAUCAGUCGAGCCUCUGAAGCCCCUCCCAUUGCGGCCUCAGGCGACCCCAGGUGCUGCACCCAUCCAACUGGAGGGUGCACAUCAUGUGAAUUCAACAGUUGCUGGGUCCAGGCCGCCGUGCACAAUGCGCAUCACCAGUCCCGAGGAGAUUAAGCAGGAGGUCAUGAGGCGCUUACAACUCCGGCGGCAGAACAGCAGCCCCAACCUGGCUCUCCACAGCUCCCCAUCCAGCCCGGAAGUGGUUAAGACAUCCUACACAACAGACAACAUUACAGGUAGCGGGGGUGGAUCAGAGCGCCGCAGACCUCCUAUGGGACGCCUACAUAUCCCCACGUUUGAGGAGUUUAAGAGGAUGAGGCAGAAAGAGGGAGAACAGAACAAAGGGUCCACAGCGGGUUCUGUGGUAUCUGGAAAAUCUGAGGGUGAGUCGCCACAAGAAGCAGGAAUAUCAGACAGUGAGAUGCAUCCUUCUUAUCGGACUGUCCCUCAGGAGGGAGAAAUAAGCAGAAGGACCUCAGAGAGAUCUCCCUGUAUCACUGUGAGCUGUAACGGCACUUCAGCUCCCAUCUCCACUUCCGUCACCAGCACAUACUCUCCCAUCCGCACAGGCCCGUCUCCACGUUCACCCCUGCAGCCCCUGGCCAGCUCCACCCAGGAGAAGGCCCCCGCUGCAGGGGGAGAUGACGGGAGCACCAGGCGUAGGAGGAGCAGUCUGGAACCAGCUGGGUCGGUUCCUUUCCCGCCCAGCAGGGGGAACUGGGACCGGCCCUCCAGCUGCUGCCCUGCGCUCCUUCUGGAGGGGACGGACCUUUCCAGCUACGGAGCCAAGAUCUACAAGAUGAAGGACGGCCUCAUCGGCUCCGCACUGGACCUCAUCAAAAAGAGCUGCAGUGCAGAGAUCUCCGCCGAGGCCCCCGUCAGGCUGUCAGGUGACCGGGACGGAGGCUGUGACAUCACCGCCCCCUCGACCGACUGUCAUCCCUCCGCCGUUGCCAUGGCAACGUCGGCAACGGCCUGCGGAGCCGAGGCUGGCGACGAGACGCCUGCAGGAGGAGGAGGAGGAGGAAGAGAGGAAGCAGCAGAAUGCCACACCGGUCUGGGCUGCAGGCGCUCCAGCUCGGACGCAGCCUAUGAGCUGUCUGAGACGGUGAGGGCGCAGCGCGAGUGCCGUCUCCGGCCCCACUACAGCGAUCCCAUGCCGGCCGACGCCUCCAAGCGCAAACAGCUGGAGAUGAAGAUCGCUGCAGCCGCACGACUCCACGGCCAUCGCCGAGACCGCGACAGGGACCGAGACCGAGACAGCGCUCCAGCAGCAAUCCGUGGUCGCUCAGAGCCCCCCGGUGAGGAGCGCCAGGUGGGUCUGGGUGUGACUCGGUCCGGGCAGCAUCGCUGGAGCACCAUCAGCAGCUUGAGCGUGGACAGCGGAGUGGUGGGCCUCAGCGAUGAGCGGGAGGAGGAGGACAGCGAGCCUCGCCGUUACCGCAGGUACCGGGGAGCCGAGGUGGAGCGGGUGGACAGCGGCAUUGGCCCGGGUCUGUCCCGCACCUGGAAGAGACCAUCGGCCUCCCUCAGAGCCUGGGAGGCCCAGAGACCCUGUCCAGACUGUGGACUGAGGGACGGGGUCUCCAAAGAGCGAGGAGAGCGCAUGUGUGAACGUUGCUCCAAGCUGCGCACCGAGCGCAAGGAAGCCAUCCUGGAGUUUCUGAACACGGAGUCGAGCUACGGCGAAGACCUGCGGAUCAUCAGGGAGGAGUUUUACUGCCCCAUGCAGAGCGCUGCGCUGCUGACAGCCGAGCAGCUCACCGUGGUGUUUAGUAACGUUCAGGAGCUCAUAGACGUCAACGACCGCUUCACUGAACACCUGCAGGACAGCAUCGACCAGGGCUUUGACCAGUUCCAUCAUUUCUACCUUUCCGUCAAAGAUACUGACACAGAUGUCUAG
This is a messenger RNA of Cottoperca gobio, 3159 nucleotides long. RefSeq names its product Rho guanine nucleotide exchange factor 49 (gene arhgef49). NCBI's taxonomy places the organism in Eukaryota, Metazoa, Chordata, Actinopteri, Perciformes, Bovichtidae. The transcript is spliced from 8 exons. Gene Ontology annotation, molecular function: guanyl-nucleotide exchange factor activity. Gene Ontology annotation, biological process: positive regulation of Rho protein signal transduction. The record is from RefSeq and is a predicted model, not a curated record. Bases 529 to 3159 code for a protein of 876 amino acids.